AGCCUCGAAUUGGAAGUCCUGCUGUUCGACCGCAACACUUCGGUCGUUUACGCGCCGCCCGCAACCAACGGCUCGUCGAACGCGACCGCCGGCGGUGACGGCGGCAGCAGCAGCAAGUACACCUUCACGGUCGAUCAAUCGCUGGCCAAGCUGUCGCUGUCGGUGACCGGCUGGCCGUGGCGCGACGACGGCAGCAGGCUGAGGGUCAAGCUGGCCCUGAACCCCCAGUUCAGCGAGGUGGUGAUGCGCCCCGGUACGCCGCAAGCCAACAUGACCACGCUCGAGCUGCAGGGCCAGGGCGGCGCGUCGGCCAACGUGACCACGGUGGUGCGGCUGGUGGACUUUGCCUACGUCGAUGGCGGCAACCAGACGGUGGAGGUACAGUUUUGGGCCAACGCUACCGACUCGUCGUUGACAUUAGAGUUCCCCUACUUCGCCUCAUCGCUGUAUUACGAUCCCGAUUUGGGGCUGCUCGUGCAGGGCAAGGACAAAGAAGGUGGAGGAGGUGGAGACUCAGACCUGGCGUUGAUCGUGGCCGUGUCGGUGGUGGUACCCGUGGCGGUGCUGCUCGUGGUGGCCGUGAUCGUCGCAGCGCUUGUGGUGGCCUGGUGGCAACGACGCCAGAGUAGCGCCCGUCUCGACAACGUCAACUUCGGGCCAAGCGCCGACGAUGAACUGUAA
Acanthamoeba castellanii str. Neff is the source of this 681-nucleotide messenger RNA. RefSeq lists its product as uncharacterized. The annotation marks the transcript as partial. The record is from RefSeq and is a predicted model, not a curated record. The transcript is spliced from 2 exons. Lineage: Eukaryota; Discosea; Longamoebia; Acanthamoebidae.